Vanrija pseudolonga is the source of this 7302-nucleotide messenger RNA. It is a transcript of the gene LIG4, whose product is annotated as DNA ligase 4. The coding region runs from base 1 to 4203 and encodes 1400 amino acids. Gene Ontology annotation, molecular function: DNA binding; ATP binding; DNA ligase (ATP) activity. The transcript is spliced from 42 exons. Gene Ontology annotation, biological process: double-strand break repair via nonhomologous end joining; transmembrane transport; DNA biosynthetic process. Lineage: Eukaryota; Fungi; Basidiomycota; Tremellomycetes; Trichosporonales; Trichosporonaceae. The record is from RefSeq and is a predicted model, not a curated record. Gene Ontology annotation, cellular component: DNA ligase IV complex.
AUGGUCUCAAGCGUUCGGUCAUCCACAGACUCGGGGGUGACGCGGCGCGCCUCAGCAAUUUCUCAGCGCCGCCCGAGCCCAGUCCCUCACCAAAGAGGACCUCCCGAAGGGCAUGGGCGACAGGAACCCACCCCGCUGCCUGUUGCAGCGCUGACGGCCCUCUGCCUGUCGCGAGCUAGCGAGGCCUUCAUGUUCGCCGUCAUCUUUCCCUACAUCAACGAAAUGAUGCACGACUUCGGGGUGCCUCAGGAAUCAGUCGGCCUCUGGUCAGCAGCAGCGGAAUCUGCCCUCAUGAUUACCGAGGCGGUCACUGCUCCGAUGUACGCGCCUCUGGCCGAUCGAUACGGCAGGCGCGCAGUGUUUGUUCCGCUCGUGGCUCUGUGGGCGGUCUUCGCCCUGGCUUUUGGGUUUGUGAGGAGUGCAUUCUCUGCUGUUCUGCUACGAGCUUGCUUGGGGCUUCUUGCCGGCGUGGGUGUCAUCUCUCGCACCAUUAUCGGCGAGCUGUGCGACAAGAGCAACCGUAUUCAAUGCUUUGCUCUGUUCUCACCCUCGUUCACCAUCGGAGUGACCGUUGCCCCCAUCAUCGGCGGCUUCCUGUCACGACCAGUACCUAGGCUCCUGCCAGAAUCCUUUACUCUCUUCGUUACGUACCCUUAUCUUUUGCCCGCUAUCGCUGCGAGUGCAACAGGAGUGGCAGCAGCAUGGGCCUCCUCCGUUUCUCUCCCCGAGACACUGCCUCCGUCCUUGAGGGAGGCUCGAAGCUCAGUCGCCUCGGCAAGUGAGGGACGGAAGUUGGGAGGACUGGAGACCUUGGUCAAAAACAGGUCUUUCCAGAAUGUGCUCCUUGUGUACGGGCUCGCGAACAUCAUCAUGUUCUCUUGGGAGGCUAUCUACCCGCUGUUCGCGUUUACCGACAAGAACCUGGGCGGUCUCCAGCUUUCCACGCAGACCAUCGGUCUUCUGCUCGCCUUGGGCGCGGCAUUGUCCAUCGUCCUGACCAUCUUCUUGUUCCCCGUCCUGCACCGGGUUGUGCCAGAGAACGCAUACUUGACAUUCUGCCUUGUCCAGUAUCCAAUCGCUGUCCUGCUUUUCCCCGCAGCAUGGGCCGCUAAUAGGGAUUACCCUGUUGCUGGUCGCCUGAGUGGAACGGCAUGGGCGAUUCUUACUGCGGCUAUCACCCGCUCUGUUGGUGUCUUUGUGGUAUCGUCAUUCUUCUCCAUCUCCACAACUGCCAAGUCGCCUUACUCGUUAAAGCGACAGCUGCGGGACCGCGAGCGACCAGUAUACAAUCUCAAAGAGGCAUUAAUGGCGCGAUGCUACAUCGAGGUGCUCGGCCUCGACAAACACAGUGAGGCGGCCCAGAGGCUGAUCAAGUGGAAGCAGCCAGUGGAAGGACAGCGAGAAGGAUUCUCGGGUGACUUUGCGCGGGUCUGCUACCAGGAGAUUCAGGCUCGCUCAGUUGUUGAAGAGGGGAAACUCAGCAUCGACGACGUCAAUGACCUGCUCGAUGAGCUGGCCAAGGGUCGAAUGAAGCAACACGAAUACGUGCCGAUUCUUCGUCGGAUCAAUGAGCAGUGCACACCAACCCAGCAAGAAUGGAUCAUCCGCAUCAUUCUGAAGGAUCUCCGGAUAUCUUUCAAAGAGAAAGGUGUUCUUGGCGCGUUUCACCCAGACGCCAUGGCCCUCUUCAACGUGUGCUCUGACCUCAAGCGCGUGUGCUGGACCCUCUACGAACCGGAGAUCCGACUGGAGAAGAACCAAACGAGCAUCGAAUUGUUCCGGUGCUUCUUGCCUCAACUCUGCCAUCGUUCACCCUCUUCGUCACUAGACGCUUCAGCCAAACUCGUUGGCGCUCCUGCAAAGGAGUUCAUCAUGGAGGAGAAGCUGGAUGGGGAACGAAUUCAGCUCCACAUGCGCGGAAAUGGGGCAGAGUGGUUUUACUGCUCACGCAAAGCGAAAGAUUACACCUACCUCUACGGAGCCCAUGUGGGAGAGGGGAGCCUCACGCAACACAUCUCAGGGGCCUUCCAAGAUGGUGUUAGAAAUAUCAUUCUUGACGGAGAGAUGAUGGUGUGGGACCCCGUUUUGGACAAGUACCUCGCAUUCGGAAGCCUCAAGACGGCUGCUCUUGACGCUGUCGCCGAUGAAACAACGCCUCGGCCAUGCUUCAAAAUCUUUGACAUUCUCUAUCUGAAUGACAAGUGCCUUACCGGUUUCCGGCUUUCUGAACGCAAGCGCCUUCUCAAGUCUGGCAGGGUAUUCAAAGGCCUCGACAACUUCCGCGGUCGUCUGGAGUUUGUGGAUGAGCGGGUGGGGCAGAACGGGAAGGACAUCCGCGCCAUGCUGGAAAGCGUUCUUGAAUCCAAGGGCGAAGGAAUCGUGGUGAAGCGAAUAGAUAGCACCUAUCAAACCAACUCUCGCGGAGCCGACUGGGUCAAGGUGAAGCCUGAGUAUGCGGACCAGAUGGGCGAGAAUCUUGAUCUCAUGGUGCUAGGCGGCUGGUGGGGACAAGGUGGCCGAACAGGCAAGAUAUCCAGCCUUCUUUGCGGGUUGCGCGUUCCACAGGACGACGAAGGAACAGGCGAUACGCCAGCAUUCGUUACGUUUGCCAAGGUUGGCUCUGGAAUGAGUUAUGAGGACUACGACUGGAUCAAGAAUCACCACAAGGAUGACUGGCGCCCAUUUGAACGCAACAACCCACUCCCGUGGCUCACAUUGGGGGCAGUUGGGAUUGACGAUAAGCCUGAUGUCUACAUCAAUCCAGAGAAAUCAUUCGUCAUCGAAGUCAAGGCCUCGGAGAUCACUUUGGCCGCUGGCAAUUAUGGUGCGGGCUACACUCUUAGGUUCCCUCGGUGCCGCUUCAUUCAUUGGGACCGAAGUAGCCGCGAACAUCCGAGCAGCGACGAGCAUCGCGAUCGUGACAUGUGGAACUGCCUCAGCCUCGAUGAAUUCACAGCCCUGCUGAAUGGACCACAGAAGCGCUACGUUGACGACGAGGCAGGCUCGACGAGGAAAAAGCGGAAAACCACCACGAGCCGCAAGGUUGAACUCUUCGAGAGUUUCCGUGGCCAGAAGAUUGUGGACACUGCGGAGAGCCAUAUCUUCAGUGGUAUCACCUUUUAUAUCCCAAAGGAUUCUGCAGAUCACACCAAGCAAGAACUUGAAGCCAUUGUCUGUAAACAUGGGGGCGACUUCACUCAGGCGCAACUGGCAGAUAACUCGGCAAGGGUGAUUUCGAGCGACGAUAAGAGCCCCCGAGUGAAAGCGCAAAUCCGGAAGGGAAACAGCAUCGUGAAGCCUCAGUGGAUCUUCGAGUCCAUCAAACGGAAGAAGCCACUGCCCCUCAUUAAAGAUUUGCUCGUAUUUGCAUCGGAAGUGGACAAGGAUACUCGUUACUACAACAAGAGCUUGGAAGAGCUGGACGAGACAACGUUGAUUCGCGACCGUACAGGGCUGAUCCUGCCAAACGAUCAGCUUUCAGGCAACGCGAACGCACUCGCUUCGGAUGGCUCCCAACUCUCUGAUACGGUAGCAGGAUCAGAGCUUGACCCCGUUUCCAAUCCGACGCCGUCUGCUGCGAACACCGAGCUGGAGCUAGACUGGGGACUCGGUGCCUCUCAGACGACUGCACAGCUUCACGGUGACGGCCACCUUGACUCUGAUAGUGAAGACGAAACCGAGGACGAUAGUGGCAACCAAGAAUCAGCCGACGAAGGUGAUGACGGCGAUGCCUCACCGUCGCCGCCGCGGACCGACUCUGCGACUCUUCCAAGCACAGACAAGGCUCUCUUCCCCCUUCUUGAACCAGGCAAACCGCCACCUGAUUAUCAGCCGAUGGGGGAAACACUCCAGGUAGACACGUAUGACGACGAUCUGAUCUUCUCGCACCUGGUCUUUUAUCUGGACACUGCGGAUAAUGCCGCAGCGAAUGGGUUGACCUCGUCCACGCCGAAUCCUGCCUCCGUCGAGCGACUACUACACGCUGAGCGUCUACUGAAGGAGAAUGGCGGCCGCAUUACUGGCGACGUACUUGACCCCAAACUCACCCACAUUGUCAUGGAUGACGAUGAUUCUGGGCGCUAUGUGGAACUCGUCCGCAAGACUUCUCGUCCCAAGCAUAAGCACAUCGUCCUCCCAUCUUGGGUUACCGAGAGUGUGGAUGAGGAGACACUGAUGAAUGAAGACGGACACAAGCCAAGUUGAGGCCAUCAGGCCAUAUUCUGCAUUGUGCGAUUGACAGGGUUGCAUUGGAUUCUGUGAUGUAUGGGUGCAGGUAUCGGAUAGACAACACGGCGAAUAGUGGCAAAGUCAUGAGGGAGUCGUCACGGCAGAGAUGUGCCGGAAGUUGUAUGAGAUGGUGGGAGUAUACUGUUGCUACAACGAGAUCAGACCUAGGGCCAGCUUAGGGCUAUAUGAACAAGGAGGGGGCAGGCGACACAGUCAUGGAACAAAAGAGGAGCGCGGGGCGGGAAUUGUCCAUUGGCUUCAAGCCACAGUCAUCUUGCGCCGCUUCGCGAUGGGCGAGUCGCCGCAGUCACUCAGCGAGUAGUGAGUUGGGCUUGUUGGUGGGACGUUUGGAGAGCGCGGAGUGCGGGUUGGGGACUCGGCCGCGUUCAUGCGAUCAAGAACACCGCUUAUCUCCCAUAAGGGGGUAGAGAGAUGAGCAGACGCCGAUGGUGGGGGCCGAGCUGGGCUGCCGUACGUGAGAGGCGUCUUGUGAAUCAUGCCUGGGGUGCGCAGACCUCCGAGUCGCGGCGUGCGAUCCGCAGCAGCAGAAGAUCUUGUGACAGGAGUCUUGGGAGGACCGCGGUCGGCGGCAUGUGGCACAAGCGAAUGCACGAUGCUGUCAUCGUCCCGAACCAGAUGGUCUGACUUGAGAACAGAUGGUUUCAAGUCGAAGGCCGCGUCCAGCUUGCCUGGGGAGGUGGGUGUGGUCUGGGCCAAGUCAUCGUGCGUCCACGCUUGCUGAAGGGCGCUGGGGUGGUGGUGCGAGGUUCUGGUGAUCGUCGGCGGCAUUGGUGACGACGUCGGCGACGAAGAAGUCUGGACAAGCGCCGGGGUCUUGAGGGCACUGGAUCCGAACUGUGCCGAACCCGAGAGUUGAGUUGUUCGAGACGUUGCACGGGACGGAGUGAUGAACAUGUCGGCAUCGUCAUGAAGGAACGAGCUUGUGGCGGAUUGUUGCUCGUGGAUGGGCGAGAGGGGCUCUGGACGGGCAAGCCGUACCCGCUUAGGGCCGCUUGUGAAGACAUUCUCGUCAUCAUCAUCCCGAAGGCCCCUCUUGUCGCCGUAGUCGAGCGGGGGUCGCAUAGCAUCUCCACCGAAGCGAGGUGGUGGUGGCAUGUUAGCGUGAGAGAGGGGGCCCAUCUUUGGCUUGGAGAGCUCUCCAAACUGAAGAGGUGGGAGGGGUCGAUCGCCUUCUGAUGUCUCCAUCGGAACGAAGUCGCCAUCGUCCUCAAAGUCGAACGACGAGGGGUGCAGGCUUGGGGGCCGAGGUGGAGACGACGGAGGUGGAGGCGGCAUCAUCCGAGGCUGUGGAGGAAUGGCGUGGUGGUGUGGAGGAGGAGGGGGAAGGGAAACGGCCAUCUGUGGGGGAUGGGAAGGACCAUGGUGUGAGCCGGGGUGGUGGUCGGACAACAUGAAUGGUGGUGGUCUGGAAAGUUCAGGCGUCUUGUGGCCCUCAUCCUUGGCAACCAACUUUGCCCUUCCCUUCUUCCCCUUCUUGGCGACAUAUUCACGUCCUUCUGCCUCUGCCUUCUCCCGCGCGCGUUGCUCCAGCUGCCUCUCGUGACGAGUCUGACGGCAGACUGCGUGGUGGGGAUGAGAGGACGGAAAGUUCUUGAUAAACUUGUCCUCAGAUGGCCAGUGUACCUUCUCGUUCUCGUCGAUGAUCCAGAUGCCACCCUUGCCUGGGGGGUGCUUUUCUGUCCUCGGAAUGGUGACAAAAAUCUUGUGAAUCGAGAGGUUAUGACGAACCGAAUUGCGCCAUUGGUCGACGGAUUUGAAGUACGGGUAGGCUGUUUCCACGUAGCGAUAGAUGUGCUCGAGAGACAGACCCCCAGCGGCAGAUCGUAGAAUGGCUUGUCCGAUGAUGCAAGCAAAGGACUGCGAAGGCCUCUCCAGGGAGCGUACUCCAGGGGGAAUGCCCUCUACACCUGGGUCCUCUGCAACCUUGGCAAACUUGGCGCUCGUUCGGCCAACGGCUGCUGGUAGGGGCUUUGGAGGAGCAGUUGGGCGUUGAGGCCGCGUGGAAAUGGCAGUGACCUUCUUUGGAGGCAUCAUGGACCUGCCCGAGCCCUCACCCUGCGACGAUUCGAACGCAGGGACGCGGUCUCGAACGCGCUUGGUAGGCGAGUCGUUCUCAUCGUCGCUUGUUUCGAUCAUGACGCUAUGCCUGGACGGACGAUCAACCGAGCUGUCCGCCUCCGUGCUGGACGACGCCGAAGAGGACGACAGCAUGGUUGGCUUGUAGGUGUGGGCAUUGGUGGGGGUAGUAUGCGAGUCGUUCGAGUUGGGAGUGGCAAAGGGUUGUGGUUGCGGGGGAGCAGGUCCUAGGGCACGGGCCGGGGAGAUUCCUUGCAACAUGUCUGGGUACGAAGGUUCAUGGAUGUUGAAGUCAUAACUGGGCAUGUGAUGGCCAUUCGUCGGCGCGUCCAUCACAACCCCCGAGCCGCCCAUCGAAGGAGUGGGCACAGCGCCGCCAAACACGUCGCCCCCUAACAUGUGUGGGCUGUCGGAGCGCGUCGUCUGCGCUGAUGACGGGCGCUGCAUAUUGGGGACGAACUGAUGAUAGCUUUGACGGUGCUGGUGAUGAGGGCGGGGAUGGUGCUGCCCUUGAGGGGGGACCAUUGCCGAGUACUGGAGCAGCUCUGGGGUAGGGCCAUGUCCCAUCAUUGCAGGUGAGUGCCCUGGUGGCAUUCCCGAUGGACCGGGAGAUACGAGGGGCACCUGCCCUCCAACAUCAGGUGAAACCAUCAUUGUCGGCAUGGCUGGAUCAAACUGGCUUGCCAUGCCACCGGGGUGCAUUGAUGGAGAGACAGAUCCGUCUUGAGUGUAUCCUGAUGGACCUGAAGGUCCAUAGGAGUGUGAAUGCAUGAAGGACGCGUCGAGAAGCAAGUCGGACGAUUUCUGGAUUUGUGGAGUACGACAAAACCUGAAGACUCAUGCCCGCACUCACGGGGAGUAAAGCGAGGGUAUCUGCGCGAGCUUUACGCGUGCCGUGGCCACUGGGCGAUGUGACUUCGGCACAGAAUUCAACACGGCGCUCACGCUUACGCUCUCCUUCCACCUAAUGAAGAGAGG